Messenger RNA from Rhodofomes roseus, 1299 nucleotides. Its product is annotated as xylitol dehydrogenase. NCBI's taxonomy places the organism in Eukaryota, Fungi, Basidiomycota, Agaricomycetes, Polyporales, Fomitopsidaceae. The transcript has 8 exons. The coding region runs from base 51 to 1178 and encodes 375 amino acids. Gene Ontology annotation, biological process: D-sorbitol catabolic process. Gene Ontology annotation, molecular function: L-iditol 2-dehydrogenase (NAD+) activity; zinc ion binding. The record is from RefSeq and is a predicted model, not a curated record.
GCACCUCUCCAGAGUACUCGCAUCCCCCCGCCUCGCCUCGCCUUGCAGCCAUGUCCAACAACCCUUCCUUCGUCCUCCGCGGCAUCAACGAUGUCAUCUUCGAGGAGAGACCCAUCCCCCAGAUCGGCGAUGACGAGGUACUCGUCGAGGUGAAGAAGACGGGUAUCUGCGGGUCCGACGUCCACUACAUGGUUGCCGGACGCAUUGGGCAGUUCAUCGUCGAGAAGCCCAUGGUCUUGGGCCAUGAGUCCUCCGGCAUCAUCUCGAAGGUCGGCCCUGCGGUCAAGAACCUCAAAGUCGGUGACCGCGUCGCAAUGGAGCCCGGUGCAACCUGCCGCAAGUGUGAUGCUUGCAAGGGCGGCCGGUACGAGCUCUGCCCAGAUAUCGUCUUCGCUGCGACCCCUCCAUACGAUGGCACGCUUGCCCGGUACUACCCUAUUCCCGCCGAUAUCGUUUACAAGCUCCCGGAUCACCUCACUCUCGAGGACGGUGCCAUGAUGGAGCCUCUCUCUGUCGCCAUCCACGCGGUGGCAAACGUUGCAGACUUCCAUUCGAACCAGUCUAUUGUCGUCUUCGGUGCCGGCCCCGUCGGUCUCCUCUGCAUGGCUGUGGCCAAGGCGCUCGGUGCCUCGCGGGUCGUCGCCGUCGACAUCGUGCAGGGCCGGCUCGACUUCGCGAAGGAGUUCGCGGCAACGGACAUCUACCUCCCGCCACCUAUGGAGAAGGACGAGACGCGGAUACGCUACUCGGAGCGGAACGCGAAGAAGCUGAUGACGGACCUGGGCAUCGAGGAGCGUGGCCCCACGAGCAUCGACCUCAUCGUCGACGCGAGCGGUGCUGAGGUCUCCAUCCAGACUGGUGUCCUCGUCGCUAAGAUUGGCGGCACCUUCGUGCAGCUCGGUAUGGGCAGUCCCGAGGUGACCCUCCCGAUCACAACGAUGCUCACGAAGGAGCUCAACUGGAAGGGCUCCUUCCGCUACGGCCCUGGCGACUACCCGCUUGCGAUCGCGCUCGUUGCGCAGGGCAAGAUCGACCUCAAGCCGCUUAUCACCCACCGCUACUCUUUCGAGCAGGCUGUCGAGGCAUUCCAAACGACGCGCACGGGCAAGAGCUCGGACGGCAAGGGCGUCAUCAAGGCUGUCAUCUCGGGCCCAGGCGUCUCGCUGAGUGAUAACUAAGUGGACUCAUUUCUCUGGUGGUAUAUACGGCGUGUAGUAACUUAAUGCAAAAGUAGCCCGAAGUGUACGAUACCAUUGUUGUUUGCUGUCAGACUUGAAUGAAGUUGUUUUGGGUCCCCAC